CGAAAAGAUCAAUAUUACACUUAAAACAGAAAACGCAACCUUCAAUAUUCAGCAUGCUCUUCGGUGCCGCCACCUCCAUCAUAUCGUUGCUCUGCGCGCUUGUCGUAAAGGCAGGCGAAUGCGAGGGCUCCGAUUCAAGGCCCUCCGAUACAGGUUUCGCUGCUAUAAGAUUCGCACAAGGCGAAUGGAAGGAUGGCAAGCAGGCCAUAAGGGACGGAGCUUCUUUGGGCUUUGUCUUGAACAGUACUCUCACCACCAGCUCGCUGCUGGAGUGCACGGACAAAUGUUGGGAAGAUGCCGAGUGUAAGGGAGCUGACUGGCUCGCUUGGAAGACCAACCCCGAACGAGGUACAUGCACGAAAUGGCUCGGACAAGGGCAUUUCGAGUUUGUAUCUGCUCAACCCGAUCUGCCGUUCCAUGGAUACGCCAUGAAGAACGACAAAUGCGGUUCGGAAUGGGCGAAUGGUCAAACUGCAACGUGCUGCGACAUUUUCAUGCACGAAUGAAGGUGAUUGUCACCUGUGUCAAGCGGUCGUUUAUCC
Molecule: messenger RNA, 542 nt
Organism: Filobasidium floriforme
Lineage: Eukaryota; Fungi; Basidiomycota; Tremellomycetes; Filobasidiales; Filobasidiaceae
Exons: 4
Coding region: 54-506 (150 amino acids)
Source: RefSeq, a predicted model, not a curated record